AUGCCCAGCGAGUAUGAGGACAAAUUUUUGCUAUUGCGGGACGAAAACUUGGCGCUUAAGAAGAAGAAGAAUGAGCAAGAGACCACUAUUAAACGUAUGUAUACUAAGUUGGCAAUGAUCGAGGAAAAGAUCUCCAAGACGCGGAUGAACAAUCAAGACGAUCUAGAGAUGGGGCGUAAUAUUGCUGUUGUCCCUGUGCGACGGGACCGGGAAGUAGAAAAAUUUAUCGCCGCACUAAAGAUUGAAAACAACACGCUAAAGAAAAAAAAUCAGACACUGAUCGAAAAGAAUAGAUGGCUAGCAGAGAAGUGUCGACAAUCGAGUACUUCAAAGCAGCAAGGAGGAGAGUCACGACUGACGAUGAGAAAAAAAGCUGCUUGCAACAUGGGCAAAAGUGAUGCUUUAUCCGGAAAUAUCCGAAAAUUGGAGUCUGAAAGUGCACGAAAAUUUCAACGUGGAACAUUCUCGGGGGAUCUUGAAGUGGCGCUAAAAAAGAGACUUAUUACUGCAGAGAAGCAGCUCAAUAAGCUGCAGACAGAAAACGCGCAGCUUCGCAUGUCUAGUGACAGGCUUCAAUCGGAGGCAAGGCGAAAUAACAACGAAGUGGUUGAGUCGAGUUACGAUGAAGGACAAAGGAAAUUAGCAGACAGCAAAGAGCCUUUAAGCUUGGAGCAUGACCUGCUAAAGAGAGAGUUGCAGGACCGGAUAGCACAACUUGCUAUACUUAAUGCGAGAUACGAAAAUCUAGAGCUAAACGCUCUGGCAGAACGUGAAAUACAAGAGAAAACGUUGGAACAAAUGGAUCAAAUGAAUCGUCAAGUGCAUAAGCUUCGCAUGCAGUUGCAGGAUGCUAUCGUGGAGAACGAAGAGCUAGAAAUACGGGUGAUGAAGGCUUGCGAUCAGGAAAAAGAAUAUGAAAUUUUGCGACAGCAAAACCGCCGUUUAGAAGAGCGUAUGACCGUGCUAUGUGAAAGCCCGUUCAUUAACAAUGCUUUUCAGCGCAAGGAACGCAUUGACAGACUGUUAGCUUUAGAAAAGCUAACGGAAGAACAAAAGGCGACGAUUAGUCAGGUGAGUGAGGAAAAUCAGAAACUUCAUGGUGCCAUUCGAGAGUUGCAAGAGAGUAUUAAGCAAUCAAAACAGGCAAAAGAUCGGGUUGAGCAAGACUUAGCACAACUGGCGCAUCAUUUGAUGGAGAAACAGAAUGAAAGGAGUCUUGAUGUUAUCAAAUCAACAGCCAUAAGUGGCUCAUUAUCGCGCCUGGAAUCCAUGUCAAAUUUCCAUGUCUCUACACCCGGGCCGCAUAACGAACCUUACAAAAAACGCGAUGCUUGUUCUUCUCCAACGGGCAAUGACGUAGCGCCUAGCAGGAAUUCCUCUUCUGUCAAUGUCGGUGGAGGAGUUGUAAAUCGAGAGUACGAAAGCCAUGAUAUUUCCACCACGUUUCUCGAUUCGAUGGAAGAAAAAAAUGACCACAGUAUUAAUCAUUUGCAAAAUCGCGUGCACGUCCUUCGGGUUGCUCAUCUAAAAGCAGUGCAAGAGCUGGAACGCUGCGAGAAGAUGCUGCAGGCACAAAUUAACAUUAAUCGCGAUCUUGCUCUCGAAAUUGAGGAGCUUGCCAUGUUUAAAAUUUCGACCACAAAUCAAUUGCAACGUCAUAUGAAGGAUCUUGAGAUACUUUGUGAAGAGCGGCAACAAAGAAUACAAAAUCUUGAAACAGAGACAAGACAGCUGAAAUAUGCUCUAGAAUUGGUAAAUAUCAGGGUGCGGGGAGCAGACGAUGAAGGUUCUGAGAGUGGUAGUGAGAUAUGUGAUGCCGCAUUCUCAUCAGAAUCGUUAGUAUUGGCAGCGCAGGACUUGGCUCCUGGGAAGCAGCUACUUGAACUGAAAAUAAUCAAUGGACACUUUGAUGAUAGUGCGAUAGGGAUUAAAUCUUCGACUUUUAUCUUGUGUGAUUUUUACGAUUUCGAAACGCAGGCAACGCCAAUUGUCAUGGGAAAUCGCCCACAUUAUAAUCUUUCUGUCAUAUUCAAAGUGAGCGUCGAUGGUUUUUUCUUAAGGUAUUUGGCUGCCGGGACUAUCAAUCUAGAAGUACAUCAAGUAAUUCGAGGUGAGAUUAAGCUGAUUGGCGAAUCGUCCAUCUGUCUAUCUAAGCUGCUGCAAUCAAACGGAGUGGUGGAGGAACCUAAAAUCAAAAUUAACUCUGUCACGAACACUGAAGGCGGUAGGGCCGUAUUGGGAACGUUAAACAUUAUCAUGAGCAUUUCCACUUCAAUCCUGAAAGUUUGGCAAGUUCACCUUCGCUCUUACCCUCAGGAUAUUACGCUCUUUUCGAAAUUAGAGGGAAGUCGAAAACAAACAAUCUUGCCUGAUGCGUUGUACAAGAAAGAAUGGGAUUUUGAUGAGAGUAUUUUCACCAAUGAACUGCAAAUUACAGUGUUUGCUUGUCGAAACUUGCCCUUUCAUGGGAAACAAUUCCCAUCAUCAUACGCACACUAUCAACUGCUCGGAUUUCCGGACGUUUUCACGAAUAUUGUACCUGAAUCAGCAUGCCCAAAGUAUGAUUUAAGCUGCAGCCAACAGGCUUUUGCCCUCAAAGUCGAUGCAUGCCUUCUUCGUUUUUUGUCCAAAUUUCGACUAGAGAUGGCAGUUUUUGAUGAUCAAGCCAAUUCUAAUGAAAUUGCAAAAGGAGACGAACUGGUGGGAAGGUGCAAGCUUUUGUUGUCAGACCUUGUGCGCGGUGAAGAUAUUCGCGGAUGGUUUCCUUUGAAUGAUCGAAACGAGCGGCAUGCGGGGGACAUAUUUGUUUUGAUUCACUGGAAGGAUCUUUUCCAGGUACUUCGUUUAAAUUCUUUGCAACAAGCAAAAGAAUCAACAGUUGACAUGCACUCACUUAACUACGAUCAGCAACACGCGUUGUUGUCAAUGUUUCUCGCUGGCACAGAUGGACGAGUAAAUUACCGUCAAUUUCUGCACUACGCCGCCCCAUCCGAAGAUUUAGAACUUCUUAUGGCGAAAAUGAAAGAGAGACUCGAAUACGCUAUGGACGCAGGGAUGAUAAAUUCUGUUCAUGAUGCUUUUGUUGUUAAAGUGGACGGAAAACAUCGAAAGCAGACGCUUGUACCUAUUGAGACAAUUGCGAAAUCUGGAGAGAAUUACGGGAUUUUUCUCUCUGAUGUAGAGCGAGAUAUAUUGCAAUUAACUUUUAAUGUCACAGACGCUUAUUCAGAUGAUCGAUCAGUAAUAGGACUCGAUGUUUCGGAAGCUACGAAAAAUUAUAUCGCUGUGGACUAUUUGCUGCUCCAUAUUAAUCCUCGUUCAAGUUGCAGCGAGCGGCUGCUAUGUUUCAAAAUUCGACAAACGCUAGGUCGGUAUAUCGAAGAACAAAGUAAACGAAAAGCCUCUGACAUUGUACAAGCUUGGAAGUUGUUUGAAAAUUUUGACGAUGAUAAGUGUGGCCGACUUACCCGAUCCACGUUUCGAAAGUGUUUGUCUGCGCUGGGUUUCAAUUUAGUGAAUGCUGAGACGGAGUAUCGUGAGCUAAUCCAGCAGCAUACGAAAGAUCCUUGCUCAAGUGGUAAGCCAAAUAAUCUAACUACUUUCACAUUUGUACCAACACGUAGAGAUUGCAUUUCCGGGGAAGAAAUAAAUAGUACUAAUGACGCAAUCAUGAGUUCCAAGGAAGCAAAAAUUUCAGUAGCAUCGUUUGACCCUGGUCUUCCUUCCACGACGAAUGUGGCGUCUAUCGAAUUUCAGCGAAGAAAACGAGCUUUCCUGGAUCGUAUGAAAGCUGUUGCUUCUUCCAGCAGUAAAAGCUUGGUAUAUGAGCAUGUCGAAAAAAAGCUGGGAGAUGCGCAAACGCAGGUAAAUGAACGUAAAUCUAACGAUUUUCUUUAUCAAAAGGGUUUUGCUAGGCAGCUUCACCUCCCCCGAAACCUACAGCAUGAAGAGACCCUAACGCUACAGAAACAAUGUCGGCAAUAUAAAGAGUCACAGCAAAAGAACCUCGUAAAGGAGUAUGUUAAGACAACAUUGAUAGAAGCAGAUAUACAACUACAAAUUCAUUUCAGUAAAUGGAGAUCUGCUGAUUUGGCAGGCUUUGAAGUCCGCAUUCUUGCCGACAUUAUGCGUGACUUUCCAGAGGCAGUAAGCUCAAAAGUGCUGACAAAAAAGCAGGUAGUCUACUUUUUUUCGAGAAUGCCACAGGUGGAAUUACCACCAGCCUUGCUGUGGCAAAUAAUGGACUAUUUUUUGGUCAAGGAAAGUGGAAUGGUAGCGUUUCAGUCUCUUCUCAAAUUUAUCUUUUCCACGUCUACUGGAGAUUAUGAGCAAGAGAGAAGGCAGCGUUUGUCGGUACUUCGACGACUAUACUUUGAUUUAGGGUAUGCAUCUUACAUUUUUAUGUCAACUGGCGAUAUUGAGGAAUCAGGUCUUAUUUCUAUCAAAAAAUUUCACGAGGGGUUGUCGAGACUUGGCGUCCAGCUAUCCACCGAGGAGUUGUAUCUCUUGACGAUUAUGUUUGAUGCCAAUGGCCACCAGAUUCUCUAUCACGCCCUUCUGCACAUUCUGACUCAACUGCCACACUGCCAACAGCUGGCUGAAGCCUUAGAGCGGUGUCGGAGUGCUGGAAUUUCCUUCCUACGUGAAAAGAUGCUAACCUCUGUAAACUCUGACGAUCAUUUCAUAUCCCAUAAAAAUUUGCUUCAAGUUUUGAUGCAGCAAAAUUCAGAAAAGACGCAAUUCGCUACUCGGGACGCGCGCUUGCUCUUCCAAAUGGUAGGCGGUAGCAACAACCCAGUCACGCAGAUCUCGAUUCAAGAUAUUUGCUCACGACUUGAGGCAGUAACCAAGUACAGUCAGAGAAUACCAACUUAUGGUUGGAAUAAGUAUGAUUUGCAUCACCUCCAACAAUUGGCCUGGAAUUGCAGAAAAUUCACUUGUGGAAGCCUUGCCGAGUUACAAAAUGAAUUUGAACGAUAUGACUGGCAAAAACAUGGACAAGUUUCUCUGGAGACAUUUGUCUCGAUCGCAUCCCACAAAGGGUUUUUAUUACUAACUGAAGUCCAGCUCAAAGGCAUCGCAAAGAAUUUCGGCGAGAAAGCAAAUGGUUCAUUUGGCAUAAGGUAUCGAGAAUUUCUGGAGUGGACAACGCCACCACCACCUGUUGAUAUGGAUGCGGUCGAGAAAAAGCUUCGCGAAACAGCACAAGAACAAGCUAAUAAGUUACCAAGUAAACAGCUCUCUGAGGUGUACAACAAAUGGAAUCAGAUUUUUUUGACACAGACAGAAACCUCAUCCAAGGGAGCGAUAUCUCGAUCAAAUUUUGUAAGAAUUUGCAACACUAUGUUACGUCUACCCUUAAACGAAAAUGAGAUGCGCACAUUGCUGUACACAUAUGAUCCUGAGCUUCAUGAUUUAAUUAAUUCGGGCUCUUUUCUUCGAAUGAAUUGGCGAGAGGCCAAGAGUAUAUACGAAAAGCAUUCAAAGGCAAUCGAUGCUAGAGUCAUCCAAAGCAAAAUCAGUGAAAAGCUACAGGACGAAGUUCACGCUGCGGAAAAGAUUGCCGAAGCUUUUUCAUACAACGAGAACACCAGUGAUAGUUGUGUAGAAUGUGACCACUUUAUUACAGCAAUGCAAAAAUUGGGAAUCGCAUUGUCACCAAGCGAAGUACAAUCUCUCUAUGUUUCUUUUGGUGAACCGUCAAAUAAGCAAAAAUUGGAUUUUGUUAAAUUUUUUAAGCAUUCGUUCGGCAUUCACGUGCUAGAAUUCCCGAAACUGGACUCGGAUCGUCAUUUAUCUUAUGAGAGUGAAAAACUGCUAAAUUCUGCAUUAGAGACCGCAGUGGGUAUUUCACCUUCAAAAAUCCAGAAGAGCUUCAUGCAGUUUCAAGAGUUUUGCGUAGUUCACCGUUUUAGCAAAAAAAAGAUAUCGAAAUUGUGGCGUCAGAUGAAAGCAAACGGUCUGAUUAAUAUUCUAUCCAGCAGAGUUGUUGGGCUGCUAUUGCAGAAAUUUUCAUCUACACUAUACAAAAGUGAUGGUGAUCUAGUCUCAAGCGUAUCCCUCAAGGCUGUUCAUAGGUACCUAAGAAAUUUCUUGAGCGGCUUGCCAAUAGACAGCAGUCAAAAAGACGAAACGCUUGGCAAAUCUACAGAGUUAGUGUCGUCAGGUGUUAGAUCAAAGACAGCUAUGAUAAUUCUUUCCGAUCUCGCAGACUCGUGUGAUGAACGUGGAGUGGAUUAUCGGGCAGAGUUUGAAGCUUUUGACAAUUUGUACACAGGGUGUGUGACAGCAAAGCAGCUUAAAAGAAUUUUGCUUUGUCUGGACAUCGCUAAAUAUGCGUCUCCUUUACCUGCAGAGACAGUGAUUGGACAGCUUGUUCGUCAAUUUCGAAGCUCUCAAGAAACGGAUGCGGUGCAAUACACGAAGAUGCUGUACGAGGCGGUUAAGCCUUUUUGGUCCAUUUUUGAGCUACGCUGCUUUGAUCAGACAAUAGAGCACCUACGGUCACGCAUCAGAUUAAAAUCCAAUCUUGCAGGUAAGAUCGAUCAUUUCGACGAAUUAAAUUAUGCCAGAUUGGAUGCUACUUUCAGCCAUUUUGAUCUUGAAAAAAAAGGCUAUUUGACAGCAAUCAGCAUUAGUGACGGUUUGCGGGCGCUUAAUUACGAUCUAUCCCCAGCUCAAAUAAGCACGUUGAUGCUAAACAUGUCUGUAUUCUGCCACGAUGGGGGUGGACUUUCACGUACUGAGUUUGACUCCUUCGCACUGGAUCCUUACGCAGCCCGUCUUCUGAAAGAUUUAUCCAAUCGGCUUUACUUUGAUCGAAAGGGGCUAAAGGACAAAGGCAAAGCGCCUCGAAUUGCAUAUCUAAGUCGGCUGCUGACGGGAUAUGAUGGACAAAAUCACCAAGGAAGCCUUGUCGCAGAAAUUUUUUGGACCCAAUUAGAGCGAACCUUGGAGAAACAAAUAACAGAACUAGAAAGGCAAAGGCUCAAGCAUCUUUUCGAUGUGGAGCGAAACGGAUGCAUUGCCUACCGGCUCUUUCUUAAGGUAAUGUCCCAAUUGCGGGCAUCAUUUAGCAAAGCAUCACUUGAAUCUGCACGAGCUAGCAGCGUUGCACAACGGCAAGAGGAUCUCGUAAAGACAGGUGUAGCAGCCACGCCUAACAACCGGCCUCAGUCUUUACAAGUCGCUUCAAACGACACUUACAUUUGUGCGUGCGAUGCUACUCUUCGAUCGUUGUCCAACCAAAUGUCUUCAAUUGAUUUCGACUCUCAAUUAGAAAUUGUCGAGGAGUAUUUGAGGAUGACGGAUCCUGAACACUCGGGAAGCAUCGAGGUGAAGCAGCUUAAGCGUGUCUUUGAUCAAAUUGGUCUAUCUUUGUCAGCAGACGCGCUUAUGAGUUUGCAAUUGUUAUUUCCUGGUCAAGUGUCAUCUGACGCGAAAGAUGAACAAAAAAACUUUGUAGCUUACAAAAAACUUUUGCUGGCACUAAAUGCACUACAUCAAACGAAUGAUGACCAGUGA
Plasmopara halstedii is the source of this 7524-nucleotide messenger RNA. RefSeq names its product Protein of unknown function DUF3250. Gene Ontology annotation, molecular function: calcium ion binding. The transcript has 2 exons. Gene Ontology annotation, biological process: non-motile cilium assembly. The record is from RefSeq and is a predicted model, not a curated record. Gene Ontology annotation, cellular component: ciliary transition zone. Bases 1 to 7524 code for a protein of 2507 amino acids. Lineage: Eukaryota; Oomycota; Peronosporomycetes; Peronosporales; Peronosporaceae.